AUGUCACACAACUUGCGCGACACGCCCUUGGGAGCCCUCCUGCGACUCACUGGCUUCAAAGGCUCUCUGCUGUAUGCUGAAGAGCUGCCAGACUACCAAGCGCCAGUUCAAGUCGGUACGCCUACUGAGCAUGGGAAGCAUGAAUCUUCCACUGGCAAGGACGACCCGCUGCAACACAAAUCUCCCGCCCGGCUCGUCGCUUGGAACGGGCCCGACGACAAAGAUAAUCCACGGAACUGGUCCCCAGCGAAGAAGAGAUGGGUUAUGACGAUCAUUACACUCUAUACCUUCGUGGUGUAUACUUCCGCCUCGGUCAUCAUCCCAAUCGUCGACAUCGUCAUCGAGAGGUACAGCGUUUCUCUCGACGUUGCCACAAUGGGGUUAUCAGUCUAUGUCUUCGGCUACGCCCUAGGACCUCUGCUCUGGUCCCCUCUAUCUGAGCUCCGCUUCGUCGGCAGAAACCCGCCGUAUCUUUAUUCCUUCAUCGUCUUCAUCAUCAUCUCCCUCGUCCUCUGUUGGAUCGACAAUUACGCAGCCUUUAUCGUCCUGCGGUUCUUUCAGGCUUUUUUUGGCAGUCCGCCGCUCGCCACAGGAGUCGCAUCCAUCGACGACAUCUACAAUGUCUACUCUGCGCCAUAUGCAUACUCCCUCUGGGUGUUAGCACAGUACGUUGGACCCGCAGUCGGACCAGUAAUCGCUGCCUACACCAUCAACACUUCCUUCCGUUGGCCGCUCCGCGAAGUCGUCAUCAUAUCCAUCCCAGUCCUCAUUCUCCUGCUCCUCCUGCCCGAGACCUCUCACUCAAACAUCCUCCUACGCCGCGCCCGGCGCAUACGUCUCGCGACCGGCGACAACCAAUACCACUCCGCUGCAGAGCUUGAGCCCAUCACAUUCAGCUCGAUCAUCACCAACACCAUGAUCAAGCCAACCGAGAUCUCCAUGAAGGACCCGGCCAUUGGUUUCGCCGCCGUCUACAGCAUGCUCGUCUACGGCGUCUACUACUCCUUCUUCGAGUGCUUCCCUAUCGUCUACCUCGAACGCUACCACUUCACCACCCAAUCCCUGUCCCUGACCUUCAUCUCCUUGGGCCUUGGCGGCUUCAUUGGCUACCUCACCUACUGCCUCUACCUGCACACCUUCUUCAUCCCACGCGCCCGAGCCUACCACGCCAAACACGCCCGCCCUGUCCCACAAGAAGACUGGCUCAUUCCGGGCCUCUUCGGCGUCUUCGGAGUCUCCGCAUUCCUCUUCAUGUUCGCAUGGACAGCCAACUCAGGCUCGAUCCACUGGAUCGUACCCAACAUCGCCACCACCUUCCAAGCCGUCUCCUCGUUCUGGGUCUUUCAGGCUAUCAUCUGCUAUAUCGUGCUAAGCUACCCGCGCUACGUGGCGAGUUUGUUCGCGGCGAAUGAUCUGUGUCGGAGUACUGCGGCGGCGGCAAUGGUGCAGAGUACACAUUAUUUGUAUGUGAAUUUGGGGAUCGGGAAGGGGGUUAGUUUGAUUGCAAGCGUGGCUGUGAUUGGGAUUGUGGGAAUGUUUGUGCUUUGGAGGUGGGGUGGAUGGUUGAGGGCGAGGAGUAAGUUUACUGGGGGCGAGAGGGUGGAAGGGCAGGUGGAGCGGAAGGUGGAGGGGAAGGGGGAGGGCGGACCGAAGGAGAAGGCUGCGGAGAGUUGA
Molecule: messenger RNA, 1674 nt
Organism: Cyphellophora attinorum
Lineage: Eukaryota; Fungi; Ascomycota; Eurotiomycetes; Chaetothyriales; Cyphellophoraceae
Product: Transporter mfs1
Exons: 1
Coding region: 1-1674 (557 amino acids)
Biological process (GO): xenobiotic detoxification by transmembrane export across the plasma membrane
Molecular function (GO): fluconazole transmembrane transporter activity
Source: RefSeq, a predicted model, not a curated record